Messenger RNA from Puccinia graminis f. sp. tritici CRL 75-36-700-3, 1772 nucleotides. RefSeq lists its product as uncharacterized. The record is from RefSeq and is a predicted model, not a curated record. The transcript has 4 exons. Lineage: Eukaryota; Fungi; Basidiomycota; Pucciniomycetes; Pucciniales; Pucciniaceae. The coding region runs from base 499 to 1251 and encodes 250 amino acids.
UGUGUGCACCACAAGAGAACGAACAGUAUUUAAAUGGUUCGUAUGGCAGGACAAGAAGGUUGAAGACCAGCUGAAGUUCGAGCCGGAGAUUGCUCGCGACCCAACAGUUGUAUGCAAUCCCGGUAUCGAUAGAGGACGGCCAAGGUCAGCUGAGCUGAUCAGAGUCAGAUAGUCUGAGGAAGGGGGAAGAAAGGGAUUGAGUAGGCUCAGGCGUCGCAAGCUGGCAAGCUGCUGCUGGGAGAUGCCGAGGUGAUGAAGAGUGCUUGAGUGGGGGCAGAGUCAUGGGAAUAGUGACGGUCUUGGUUACCGAAGUCUUGCUGGCUUGGCUCGUUCGUUCCGGAUAAAGUCUCCCACCAGACUCACCCUCAACCCUUGCACUCCCCCCUCCUUCCCCUCAAACUUCAAGCCACACUCAACCACCACACUCAACCACCCCGAGAAUACAGCAGUACAUACAGGCACUCUCAACAGAUCACAUACAGCGAACACAGACGAAAGAUGAAGAUGAUGAAGCUGCCGACCCUGUCCAGAUACACCUACAUCUUCGCCGCCCUCAACGUCAUCCUCCUCCUCACCGGCGUCCUCACCCUGCUCACCGUGCUCAACUGGAGAAACAUCCUCGACCAGCCUAUCAGCUCGAAUCCGGACAUCUACACUCGUCUGGCUGUCAACGACCUGGUGAUCUAUGGUGGUUUUGUUGGAGCAGCGUCGACCUUCCUGACCGUUGCGAUUUCGCUGUGGACGUUUGCGACCCGACCGACGCGGGAGAAUGCGCAAACGCUGCCGCUGCGAGCCUACAUGAGCAGUCUCUUCACGACCCUUCUGAUCACGCUCAUCGCGGCCUCCCUGAUCUGGUUCUCGACCCUGAGGGAACGCUCGCUGUUCACCCCCGUCUGGGAGGCCCUCCCCGCGCAACAGAAGAUCUUCAUCCAGAACGACCUCAAGUGUUGCGGCUGGUUCAACGCCACCCUCCCCGGCCUCUUCAACGAUAACGUCAUGUCCGGCUUCUGCGAAGACCCCGAUAUCAUCAGACCCGACCCCGACCCUAACGUCGUCCUCGGUUGCGUCGAUAAGUUCGGCAAAAAGGCCGACGAUAUCUUGAAUAAUACUUUCACCCUCAGUUAUGGAUUCACUGGUGUCCAAUUCUUUCUAUUCGUAACGGCUGCUGCGCUUGCCAACUUACGAAUCCAACAAAAACGGUUUAUGAGGAUUGAUUACAAGCUACGGAACGGAAAAGGAGCCUUCCUAUGAUCCCACCUUCUCCUCUAUCUUCAAAUAGAUACAUCUCUCUCAAGACUCUUGUGCAUCCUGUGGAGCCAAGAUGUCGAUAUAUUCCUAGACAGUCGUCAGUUUUUCUCAGCUCCAUCGUUACAGCCCAUUUCCCUUUCCAUAGCUUUCCCAAACGAUCCUAUUCAGGACAAGCAACCCCCACCCAUAAUUUUCUUUAUUCCCUUUUCUUUGAAGUUCUUUCUAUCUCAGCUUCGCUUCGUUUGCCUUGUUUGUUAUGGACCCCUUACUCAUACCUUAUUUAUGCUCCGUUCAAAAAUGUGCUAUUUUUAUUUAUCUCGUUUUUUUCUUUUUUCUUCCUACUUUCCUCCACUUUUCGUUUUUUUUUUACUUACUAUACUGUCUCACAAAACAGGAUUCCCUAAUCUCUUGAAAAUAAUAUACAUGGCAAAUCUUCUUUCUCCCUUUUUUCGGUCUUUCAUUCUUUUUUUUUACUGUUUUGUUUGUUUGUUUGUUUGUCUGUUUGUUGUAACUGCAUAUUAAAC